GAGAGCUCCGCGGGCUCCGAGCCCCCGGCCCCGGGCACCGCCCCACGCCGCCGCCGCCGCGGGAAGAUGGCGAGCCAGAGCCUGCGCCUGCUGCUCCUGCUCUGCCUGGGGCUCCUGAGCUAUCCUGAUGUGUCUGGAAUCUCCAUUGAAACAGAUAACAAAAAUGUGAAAGCAGAGGAGUUUAAAGAGGCUAUUCUUAGUUGCAAACACAAAUUUUCAAAAGGGAUGAGUUUAAGAAUAGAGUGGAAGAAAAUCCAAUCUCAAGGAGUCUCAUUCGUCUACUACAACAGUGAAUUUACAGGUGAUCUCCGAGGCCGAGCAGAGAUGCUGAACACAGGAAUCCGAAUUAGGAACGUGACUAGGAGGGAUUCUGGGACCUACCGCUGUGAAAUCAGUGCCAAGAGUGAAGAGGGACAACGCCUGGGAGAGGCUACUAUUACUCUCACAGUAUUGGUUGCUCCGACUACUCCAGUGUGUGAGGUACCCAGCUCCGCAAUGACAGGAACGGUCGUGCAGAUGAGUUGUAAGGAAACUGAGGGCUCCCCUCCAUCUGAGUACCAGUGGUACAAGAAUGGUGUUGCCUUGCUGGAGAAGACAGGAACAGGCAGUGCUAGAGCAGCAAACAUAACUUACACCAUGAAUAAAAAGUCUGGCACUCUGCUGUUUAAUACAGUUACAAAGAAUGACACUGGAGAGUAUUUUUGUGAAGCCUCCAAUGGGAUUGGAUUAUCUCAGAAAUGCUCAGUGAAGCGAAUGCAAGUUGAUGACCUUAAUGUAAGCGGUAUCAUUGUGGCUGUAGUAAUUGUGGCUCUGGUGAUGGUGCUGUGUGGCCUUGGAGUAUUCUAUGCCCAAAAAAAGGGCUACUUUGCAAAGGAAAGUUCUUCCCAAAAGAAGACAAACUAUCAAUCUACAAGUGAAAAGGCAAGUCUUUCAUGUUCACUAGUGUGUUUGAAAAGCUUUAGAUAUCUUCAAAGUUCCUUAGAUCUGUAAUGUCUUUCCGUGUACACAAACUCCUCACUCCUGCUGUGCCCGUACCUGGCAACACUUUAUCUGCAUUAACAGCUUCCUAUUGCAUGGUCUUAAGUGCAACACUUUGCUCCAUACUUUGCAUCUUCUUGUACAUAUUGAUUAACUAACUGAGACACAGUCCAAGACAGCAGUGAGAGAAAGAUUGGGCCCUAACUCUUCUAAGAAUAAUGUGGGUCAAAAGACUUGAAAUAUGGAAGCUGAAUUUACUACUUCCACCUCCCCUUCCUUGAGUCAGCUCAAAGGGCUUUUACUACAUCUACACAGUUCCAGCUUUUCAGAUUGGUGCAAAAGGAAUAGAGUUCUAUGUAAAACUUCAACUAGGAGUGACUCAAUAUCACUAUCUACAGUUUAAGGACAAGAGGAGUUAAAGUAGCAUGAGUAAACUGAUGUAACCUUAAAAGAUCCCCGAACACCACCCAUUUUCUUAAUCAAAACAGAACAUAUUAAAUCGCAUAAACUUAAUCCUUGACCUAGUAUGUAUAUAAGAAACUUACUGAGACCAACUGUUUGCUCUGAGUGAGAAAGAUAAAGCUUUGAAGAGCUAUGGUAUCUGUUUAUCAUUGUUAAUGCACUUAAAAAUCUGAUGCUCUGAACAGAGCUGUUUGAUACCUAUAUUUAUUAAUAGGUUGCUACUUCUUUGUAGAAUCCAUUUUGUAGACCUCCCAUCUCAGAAAAGAACAUUUACUAACAGCACAUCAGACAUAUUUCUUGUCAAGCUCAGUGCCUUAGUUUCUUCUGAAAUGUACACUAAAUAUUAACCUGCUUAAAAUCUUUGAACUAUUAUUUAUUGUAACCCUGUUUGCUUCAUUUAGGAUUUCAAGCAUACCAAGUCCUUUGUUAUUUAGAAGAUUUCAGCCUCUGUGAGGGACAUCAAAUUACUACUUGUUAUACAAAAGUAUCAAUGUCCUGGUUUCAGCUGGGAUAAUUUUCUUCAUAGUAGCUGUGUUUUGGAUUUAAUAUCAGAAUAAAAUUGAUAACACACUGAUGUUUUAGUUGCUGCUGAGUAGUGCUUACUCCAAGUCAAGGAGUCCUCAGAUUCCCAUGGUCUUCCAGGGAGGAGGUGCAGAAGAAGCAGGGGCAGAGCACAGCUGGGACAGCUGAUCUGAGUUGUCCAAAGGGAUAUACAGAAUCACAGAAUCAUCGAAUAAGCUGAGUGGGAAGGGACCCAUCAGGAUCAUGAAGUCCAGCUCCUGGCCCUGCACAGGACACCCCAAGAAUCACACCAUGUGCCUGCCAUGUUGUCCAAACAUUUCUGGAACUCAAACAGGCUUGGUGCUUGCUGACUGCCUCCAUGCCAGAAUGUCACUCCCGGUAUUUAAACUGGGGAAGUUGGCCAGGAGGAGCCAACUGCUGCUGGGGGACAGGCUGGUCAUCAGUCCGUGGGUGGUGAGAAACUGUUGUGCAUCACUUGCCUUUUUUGGGCUUUACUCCUCUCUCUCCUUUUCACUACAAUUAAUAGUAUUGUUGUUUUUAUUAGUAUUAUUAGUAUCUUAUUUUACUUUGUUUCAAUUAUUAAACUGUUGUUUUCUCAACCCACCAGUUUUACUUUUUUUUUUCCAGUUCUCCCACUGGGCUGGAAUGGGGACAGUGAGCAAACAGCCACAUGGGGCUGAGCUGCUGACUGAGCUGCUGGCAGUUCUUUUUGGCACCCAAUGUGGGACUCAAAAUGUUGAGACAAAACCAGAUCUGACUAGAGCAUGUUAAAACAAGUUUGUUAUAAGCCUUCAUUGUAUUGGUUUAAUAGUUGCUGGUCACCAUAUUGGUUCAUUUGCUCUAGGCUUGGGCUAAGGUUAUCACUGUGUUGUUCUGUGUUGUACUGGCUUGUGAAAUGAUAGAAUGACAUGAGCCUGUCUGGUGUGUGUCCCCUCUGUCCUUUGGGAGCCAUCUGCUGGAAACUAUCCACAGUUACAUCUACUGCCUUUUACCAUCAGAGAGCCAACCCAUGGGAAAAACACCUUCCUUCCCCUCCAGGAUUAUUACAAUAGCAUUUGAGAAUUUAAAAGACUUUGCAUAUCCUGUGACUACCCUUGAACCUGGUCCUUUUGGUAACAAUCAGUGUGUUGUUGCAUUUGGUUCAGGCCUUAUUUAGGGUUAGGAAAUUAUCUGUGACAACCAAAACUCCACUGACGUGUACUGUACCUACACAAACUUCAGUAACAGGCCAACAAGAGGCAACCACUCAAUCCUUACUCCUGAGUGAGCUGCAGGAUAUACAUAAAUAUUUCAGCUGUUGUCCUGAUGAGCAUCCUACCACCUAGCUGUUCCAAUGCUGGGAUAAUGGGCUGGAACUAGAGGGAAGGAAUCACUUUCUAAGAAAGCAAGCAUUGACAAGGUGAUUGCAAGAGAGACACAAGUCCCCAGCCUCUGGAAGUGACUCCUGUCAAGCCUGAAGGAAAGGUAUCCUUACAGGAAUGACACUACAUGUCACCAUGCAAGUGGAAAGAUAUCCAAUACUUGAGGGAAUUAGCCAUGCUAGAGAUUUAUUUUGACCCGGACAAUACAAGGUUCCCCACAGAUCCAGACCAAUUCCUUUGAGGUGGAAGUUUGUAGAGUGUAUCAAGAGUACACACCAACCCACUGGCAACAUCAAUCUGAAAAGACAUCACACCACCAUCUGUGGAUACAGUGGCUUGCCAUCUCUGGGAAUUUGAAGACAACCUCUCCUCCUCUCUCAUCUGUGAAGAAACUAUCAGAUAAACUGUCCCAGGAGUUUCAGCAGCUCAAAGAGUUUAUGUUCUAUUCCUCACCUCUACAGCCCCAUGCUAAUGACAGUAGGCAUUGCCCCAAGAGGGAGGAUAUGGAAGGUACACACCAUGGGAUACCCUGUGGGUUUAGCUGAGACACCACAGAGAAGGCAUGAAGAAUUGGGAUGGGAGACCUACCGUGACCCUAGAGACAUGAAUUGUAAGGAAAACAAUCCCAAAUUGAGGUUCUUCCAGGAAAGCAGCUACUCCCAUCUCCAGUGGAUGGUUUUCCAGGCAGAGUGGAAGGGCUGAAUUUACUCCUGAUCCCAUAGAAAGAAAUUCUAAUCCAUUUCUUCAAAAUGUAAGCUUAAAUGUAGGUUUUUUUGAAAAUGCAUAUUCCAAACUAGUCUGAUUGUAAGCCUUCUUUAUCAAGUGAUUCAGAAGAAUGAUUUCACAUGGGGCCCUGAGCAACACCUUUUCAACAGAAUAAACUAGAAAUACUUGGAAAACACUCAGAUGCUUGGGCCAAGGAACAUGGCAUUUAGUGGGUAUAUUGUAUCAUGCACCAGCUGAGAAAACCACAUGAUCCAAUGGACUGUUAGACUACACUGAGAGCAAUGGCCAGGGGGAACCUUCAAACAUUGGGAUGCACAUUGGCAAAGGCCACCUGGUGAGUCAUCUGCCAAGUGGGCUGGCCCUGCCCAAUCAAAACUUUUACUGUAGAAGAGAAUAAAGUUCCUGUAGUGCACAUGAAAACUGUGCUGAUGAAGACAGUCUGGGUUGUUCUUGCCUUGGGCAAAGGCAAACUCAUCUGUGGGAUUGUUUUUGCUCAAGGACUUGGGCAUACUUGUUAAGAUGGAAGGAUCUGCAAGUCUGGUUUGUGCAUUGGUUUCAUUGAAUAGCCAGUGCAUUGCGUGAUGUUAAUUGUUGUGAAAUGCUGUGUAUUAGCACUUUUACAUCAGCUGCAUGCCCACAAUUGUACUGGGCACCUCAUGGUGCCUGUCUCCACCCCUCCAGCUUUGGGGAUGUGAACUCAGCUCCCUUUCAACUGCCCUAUUAAGAAUCAACUGUGAAACUGUGAUGUAACGGGACAAGCAGAGCAGUGACGGAAUCAGAACUGGCUUCAACAUGCACCAAUCCAACACCAGACCCCCUCUUUCCUGCCCUGAAAGACUGUUCAUGACACUCACAGGUCACAACUGUAUACGCCAAAAGUCAUGGACUGAAUGAAUUCAGUAGACAUCUACGGGGAUUGUCUAUAGAUAAAGGAAAUGGUAUCUGUGUGUGCAUCUAUAAAAAGACAGGAAAGGUGCUGGUAUAUUGGGAAGUGUGGGAUCUGGCAUGACAUAAAUGGUAUGGAAUAAGCAGCUGAUACUUCUCUGGUUUCAGCUGGGAGUUAAUUUUCUUCCUAGUAGCUGGUACAGAGCUGUUUUUUUUUAAUUAGUAUUAGAAUAAUAUCAGUAAUACAAUAAUGUUUCAGUUGUUGCUCAGCAGUACUUACCCUGACUCAAAGACUUUUCAGUGUCUGAUGCUCUGCCAGUGAGAAGGUGCUCAAGCCACAAGGGAUCAGGGCCAGGACCCUGACCUGAACUGGACAAAGGGAUAGAACAUCAUGCCCAGAAUUUAAACUGGGGGGAAGUUGGCUGGGAGGGGCCAUUUGCUGCUGGGGAACAGGCUGGACAUCAGUCAGUGAGUGGUGAUGAGCACUUGUGCUCUGAUCACUUGUGCUUCUCAGGUUUUCUCUUUCUCUCUUUUUCCCAUAUUAUGACUUUGGUUCAAUUAUUUAAGUGCUUUAUCUCAACCCACAAAUUUUGUUUCUAAUUCCCUUCCCUACAGUAGGGGGAAGGGACAGGGAGUGAGCCAGAGGCUAUGGGAUGCUUAGUUGCUGGCUGGGGUUAAAACCACAAGGGAUCUUUUGGCCUCUGCUCUGUAAAUAUCGUUUCCAUGUCUUACAUGCUGAAAAUAAAAACUGCCAAUAUUUAGUCAACCUAGCUGUGAUGGUAUUUCAAAAAAAAAACAACCCCCAAAUAAACUUGAAGACAAAUUAACUUGUAUAUUCAAUUUAGUUCUGUGUGAAAGCUUCUCAUUUUGUUCAUAUGUACAUGCAGCUAUACAAGAUUCACUCUUGCAGCUUGGAAAAAUCUAUUCAAAUAACUUUCAUAGGUGAUCUCACUACUUGUGUCUCAGCCAUUGUCAAGGGCUCAUUUUCUCCUGCAAUUGUGAUGUACUAGGACUUAAGAGAUGACUUUGGCAAAUCUGAUACAAUUGCAAAGCAUGUAGCAAUAAACUCACUAUGCUGACAAAAUAAAUCUUCCUGUAAUAAAAG
Messenger RNA from Melospiza georgiana, 6039 nucleotides. It is a transcript of the gene JAM2, whose product is annotated as junctional adhesion molecule 2. The transcript has 9 exons. The coding region runs from base 67 to 990 and encodes 307 amino acids. Gene Ontology annotation, biological process: leukocyte tethering or rolling. Lineage: Eukaryota; Metazoa; Chordata; Aves; Passeriformes; Passerellidae. Gene Ontology annotation, cellular component: protein complex involved in cell adhesion; cell surface; tight junction. The record is from RefSeq and is a predicted model, not a curated record.